AGAAAGAAAGAGGUAGACAGAGAUGCAGAAAUACAGUCAGUCUGCCUGUGCCGGUGACGUUGUGUGUGGCAGUGCUGCUGUACAGUGUGGUCCGUUAGGACCACCAACCCAUCAGGGACUACAGCACAACACAGUCUGGAUCCAGAACCACAACCAGACACCAUGUCAGGCUCCACUCCUGAGCCCGCUCCUCCGAGGGUCCACUCUAAAAAGGCUGGGAUCCGGGCUGCGGUGAUUCUAAUCGGACUCCUGCAAAAGUCACGACGAGCGAAGGAGAGAGAGAGGGAGAAGGAGAGAGKGCGGAAGCAGGAACUGCUGACCAUCUCCAAUGUGCCCUUGGGAGAUUGCCCCCCCUCGCCCCCCCGCACCGCCCCGCCCACCAUGAAGUCUGCCGAGUUCUUUGACAUGCUGGAAAGGAUGCAGGUCCCUAAAUCUGAGGAGACGAAGCCCCACUCGCAGAGAAGCAAGGAUGACUACAUCCCAUACCCGCGGAUAGAGGACAUUCUGAAGAAGGGUAGCCCAUACCCGCAGGUGAUCCUGCCCCAGUUUGGGGGUUACUGGAUUGAGGAUGCCGAGGCGCUUGCGGGCACCCCCACCUCCUCGGAGAGCAGCUUCUGUGAGGAGGAUGACGGAGGGGGCAUGAGCCCUGGGGGAGGGUUCGGCUUCAGGCUGGAGUGUAACAGCUCGGCCAGGGCCUACCGCAAACAUUUCCUGGGCAGGGAGCAUAUGAACUACUACUGCACAGGCAGCAGUCUGGGGAACCUCAUUAUGUCACUGAAGCACGAGGAGGCAGAGGGCCAGGAGUUCCUCCGCAUCUUGCUCAGGUCGAGGACAAAGACACACCAUGACAGGAUCUCUCUGGCAGGCCUCAACCAGCUUCCCAGUGUACCCCAGAUAGCCAAGCUCCUCUGUGACGACGUGACUGGCCUGAAGUUCAACCCGGUCCUGUACCCCAGAGGCUCUCAGUUGAUAGUAGGUUAUGACGAACAUGAAGUGAACAACACCUUUAAGUUUGGUGUCAUCUACCAGAAGUUUGGUCAGACGUCAGAGGAGGAGUUGUUUGGGAACAACGAGGAGACGCCAGCCUUCCGGGAGUUCCUCGGUGUUCUGGGAGACAACAUAGAGCUGAACGACUUUAAGGGGUUCCGUGGUGGUCUGGACGUAUCUCACGGUCAGACAGGCUCUGAGUCCGUCUACACCGUCUUCAGAGAGAGAGAGAUGAUGUUCCACGUCUCCACUAAACUACCCUUCACUGAGGGAGACGUACAACAGCUCCAGAGGAAGAGGCACAUAGGAAAUGACAUCGUGGCGGCAGUCUUCCAGGAAGAUGCCACGCCCUUUGUGCCUGACAUGAUCGCCUCCAACUUCCUCCAUGCGUAUGUGCUGGUGCAGGUGGAGAACCCUGGUACUGAACACACUACAUACAAGGUGUCUGUUACAGCGAGGGAGGAUGUACCUCCGUUUGGCCCACCUCUCCCCAAUCCAGCGGUCUUCAAGAAAGGUCCUGAGUUCCGCGACUUCCUCCUGACAAAGCUGAUCAAUGCAGAGAACGCCUGCUACAAGUCUGACAAGUUUGCCAAGCUAGAGGUGAGAAGGGCAGAUGACUCGACACCCUGGAUGUGCUGUUCAAUCUCUUUCAUCUAUCGCAAUCCCCUCUACUACUGCUUCUUAAAUGAUACAUUGCGGAGAAGUGCACUGUGGAAAAAAUGGGGUGAAUUAAUCUGGCAACUGGAGGGCUGCUGGCGUGCCAUGCGCGUCCGGAGUCACUCCAUGGAGACCAUGGUGGGGUCCCACCGUCACCGGAGUCCAGGGGUGGGAGGGGGGGUCCCGGCCAGCUUGAGUGGAGGGGGGCUGCCGCAGAGCACCGAGUGCACAAAGAGUACCUUCACGCCACCGGUGCUGUCAGCCAAGUCUCCCCUAAAGAGUCCAGUGAAGCGUCGUUCAGGCCUCUUCCCCCGCCUCCACUCCAGCACAGAGAGCCCCUCGGACAGACACACGCGCAGUGACCAAAAGACCCCAGACAUCUGCCCGCUCGGACAGGAAGGGAGGUCAGAGACGUGGUCCAACCCCAGCUCGCCGGAGAGGCCGUUCCUCAAGCUGAAGGACUGCAGCAGACCCAACAUCUCCCGCUCCUCCUCCAGCACCAGCAGCUUCAGCAGCACCACCGGGGAGGGAGAGGCCCUGGAGGAGCUUGACACUGGAACCCACCCGUCCAUAGCCUCCUCGUCCGUGUUCAGCCCCUACCCUUCCCUCAGCGUGGAGAGCCAAGGCUCUGCCACCCCCCUCAUCAUGUGUCGCAGUCCCACAGAUGUAAAGAGUAAGAUGUCUCCCAGGUCAAACUUGAAGUUCCGCUUUGACAAGAUGAGUCACGCCACAACUACAUUAGGAUAUGAUAGGUGGAUAUAGCAUCAGGUCCUGUAUCACAGUCCCAUCACUGCUCAGUCUGCUCUCAGCUGGGUCCUGUAUCACAGUCCCAUCACUGCUGAGUCUGCUCUGAGCUGGGUCCUGUAUCACAGUCCCAUCACUGCUGAGUCUGCUCUGAGCUGGGUCCUGUAUCACAGUCCCUUCACUGCUGGGUCUGCUCUGCAUCCCUCAUCUCUUGUCUGUAGUACACUAUCUAGCUAGAGAUCCUGCUUUAACCUAUCAGCUUGAUCCCUCAUUAGAAUAGAGAUGACGAUGAUGAUGAUGAUGAUGAUGAUGAUGAUGAUGAUGAUGAUGAUGAUGAUGAUGAUGAUGAUGAUGUUGUAAUGGGACAUUUCUGUCAUUUUCUAUUGCAGUCCGAGUAGAAAUCUGAAUAUUCCAAAAAAGGGACAACACUGGCUGUUGGAGCAAAAAACAUCCCCAACAUCACCAACGCAUCACAAUGGAAUCACAAAAUGUACUUAACUUCAUGACUAAAGGGAAUUAAGUGGAUUAGCUAGUGCAUAAGAGCACACAUGCAGACAGAUAUGGGGUGGAAAGGAGGGAGAAUCCUAUGAGUCCUCUCAGUAUCUCUCUCUCUCUCUCUCUCUCUCUCUCGUCUCCCUCUCCCUCUUCCCUCUCUCUCUCUCUCUCUCUCUCUCUCUCUCUCGAUGUGUCUGGUACAGAAAUAGCUCACAGUGAGCGGCUAGGCGCCAUGUGUUGCUGAAAUACUCAUCUGUAACAUUAACCUCAUACAACAACUAGACAAGGCAAGGUUUAAAGGUCCAAUGCAGGCAUUUUUAUCUCAAUAUAAUAUAAUUUCGGGGUAACAAUAAAUUACCUUACUGAGAUUGUUUUCAAAUGGUCAAAAAGAAACAAAAAUAGCUCGUUAGCAAAGGGCAAUUUCUCAAGCAAGAAUUUUGCUAGGACUGUC
Messenger RNA from Salvelinus sp. IW2-2015, 3334 nucleotides. NCBI's taxonomy places the organism in Eukaryota, Metazoa, Chordata, Actinopteri, Salmoniformes, Salmonidae. The record is from RefSeq and is a predicted model, not a curated record.